This is a messenger RNA of Solanum pennellii, 3186 nucleotides long. RefSeq names its product beta-galactosidase. The record is from RefSeq and is a predicted model, not a curated record. Gene Ontology annotation, cellular component: vacuole; cell wall. NCBI's taxonomy places the organism in Eukaryota, Viridiplantae, Streptophyta, Magnoliopsida, Solanales, Solanaceae. Gene Ontology annotation, molecular function: carbohydrate binding; beta-galactosidase activity. Gene Ontology annotation, biological process: carbohydrate metabolic process. The coding region runs from base 185 to 2701 and encodes 838 amino acids. The transcript has 19 exons.
UUUUGCAACUCCCAAUUCUUCAUUUAUUCACUCUGAUUACUCACUCUCAUUUACUAUUAGCUAAAGUUCAUUAUUUUUUUUUGCAUUUUGAAAUAGAAGAAAAAAUAAAGCUUAAGGGGGGGAAAAGUUUUCAUUUUGCCUUAAAAAGGCACAAUCUUGAUAAAAAAGGAGAUAAUUUUACAACAUGGGUUGUAAGCUUAUACUAAUGUUGAAUGUGUUGUUGGUGUUGUUGGGUUCAUGGGUUUUUUCUGGAACAGCUUCUGUUUCAUAUGACCAUAGGGCUAUUAUUGUAAAUGGACAAAGAAGAAUACUUAUUUCUGGUUCUGUUCAUUAUCCAAGAAGCACUCCUGAGAUGUGGCCAGGUAUUAUUCAAAAGGCUAAAGAAGGAGGUGUGGAUGUGAUUCAGACUUAUGUUUUCUGGAAUGGUCAUGAGCCUCAACAAGGGAAAUAUUAUUUUGAAGGGAGAUAUGAUUUAGUGAAGUUUAUUAAGCUGGUGCACCAAGCAGGACUUUAUGUCCAUCUUAGAGUUGGACCUUAUGCUUGUGCUGAAUGGAAUUUUGGGGGUUUUCCUGUUUGGCUGAAAUAUGUUCCAGGUAUCAGUUUCAGAACAGAUAAUGGACCUUUCAAGGCUGCAAUGCAAAAAUUUACUACCAAGAUUGUCAAUAUGAUGAAAGCGGAACGUUUGUAUGAAACUCAAGGGGGGCCAAUAAUUUUAUCUCAGAUUGAGAAUGAAUAUGGACCCAUGGAAUGGGAACUGGGAGCACCCGGUAAAUCUUACGCACAGUGGGCCGCCAAAAUGGCUGUUGGUCUUGACACUGGUGUCCCAUGGAUUAUGUGCAAGCAAGACGAUGCCCCUGAUCCUAUUAUAAAUGCUUGCAAUGGCUUCUACUGUGACUACUUUUCUCCAAACAAGGCUUAUAAACCAAAGAUAUGGACUGAAGCCUGGACUGCAUGGUUUACUGGUUUUGGAAAUCCAGUUCCUUACCGUCCUGCUGAGGACUUGGCAUUUUCUGUUGCAAAAUUUAUACAGAAGGGAGGUUCCUUCAUCAAUUAUUACAUGUAUCAUGGAGGAACAAACUUUGGACGGACUGCUGGUGGUCCAUUUAUUGCUACUAGUUAUGACUAUGAUGCACCACUUGAUGAAUAUGGAUUAUUGCGACAACCAAAAUGGGGUCACCUGAAAGAUCUGCAUAGAGCAAUAAAGCUUUGUGAACCAGCUUUAGUCUCUGGAGAUCCAGCUGUGACAGCACUUGGACACCAGCAGGAGGCCCAUGUUUUUAGGUCGAAGGCUGGCUCUUGUGCUGCAUUCCUUGCUAACUACGACCAACACUCUUUUGCUACUGUGUCAUUUGCAAACAGGCAUUACAACUUGCCACCAUGGUCAAUCAGCAUUCUUCCCGACUGCAAGAACACUGUAUUUAAUACAGCACGGGUUGGUGCUCAAAGCGCUCAGAUGAAGAUGACUCCAGUCAGCAGAGGAUUGCCCUGGCAGUCAUUCAAUGAAGAGACAUCAUCUUAUGAAGACAGUAGUUUCACAGUUGUUGGGCUAUUGGAACAGAUAAAUACAACAAGAGACGUGUCUGAUUAUUUGUGGUAUUCAACAGAUGUCAAGAUUGAUUCAAGAGAAAAGUUUUUGAGAGGUGGAAAAUGGCCUUGGCUUACGAUCAUGUCAGCUGGCCAUGCAUUGCAUGUUUUUGUGAAUGGUCAAUUAGCAGGAACUGCAUAUGGAAGUUUAGAAAAACCGAAACUAACUUUCAGUAAAGCCGUAAAUCUGAGAGCAGGUGUUAACAAGAUUUCUCUACUGAGCAUUGCUGUUGGCCUUCCGAAUAUUGGCCCACAUUUUGAGACAUGGAAUGCUGGUGUUCUUGGGCCAGUCUCACUAACUGGUCUUGACGAGGGGAAAAGAGAUUUAACAUGGCAGAAAUGGUCUUACAAGGUUGGUCUAAAAGGAGAAGCCUUGAGCCUCCAUUCACUCAGUGGUAGCUCGUCAGUUGAGUGGGUCGAGGGUUCUUUAGUGGCUCAGAGACAGCCACUCACAUGGUACAAGAGCACUUUCAAUGCUCCAGCUGGAAAUGAUCCUUUGGCUUUAGACUUGAAUACCAUGGGCAAAGGACAAGUGUGGAUAAAUGGUCAAAGCCUCGGACGCUACUGGCCUGGAUAUAAAGCAUCUGGUAACUGCGGUGCCUGUAACUAUGCAGGCUGGUUUAAUGAGAAAAAAUGCCUAAGUAACUGUGGAGAGGCUUCACAACGAUGGUAUCAUGUUCCCCGUUCUUGGCUGUAUCCUACUGGAAAUUUGUUAGUUCUAUUUGAGGAAUGGGGAGGAGAGCCUCAUGGAAUCUCUUUGGUAAAAAGAGAAGUUGCAAGUGUUUGUGCAGAUAUAAACGAAUGGCAACCACAGUUGGUGAAUUGGCAAAUGCAAGCAUCUGGUAAAGUUGACAAACCACUGAGACCUAAAGCUCACCUCUCGUGUGCUUCUGGUCAGAAGAUUACUUCAAUCAAAUUUGCAAGCUUUGGAACACCACAAGGGGUCUGCGGAAGCUUCCGUGAAGGAAGCUGCCAUGCCUUCCACUCAUAUGAUGCUUUUGAAAGGUACUGCAUCGGGCAAAACUCGUGCUCAGUACCUGUAACACCAGAGAUCUUUGGAGGUGAUCCAUGUCCACAUGUUAUGAAGAAACUCUCAGUUGAGGUUAUUUGCAGUUGAUGACACUGAGGAUAAACAAAUAAAGUGGUUUCAGUUAGUUGCUUUGAUGGAGGUGAAGUUGUACAGAUAUGCAACACACCUUUCCAUUUGAGGCACAUAUGAAUUGCAAUGGCCCAAGAUUCUGUACAUAUAUGUUGGUUACUGUCAAGUUGGUAUUGGUUUGCAAAUGUAAAACAGUAGUAUAGUCAUUGGUUCAAGUGCGCAUCGAGAUUGUGCUAGUGGGAGGUAGCAGGUACCGAUCGAUGUUUGCACAAGCUGGGCCUAGAUUCCACUAUUAUUAUAACAAAGAAAGCACAAUGAGACUGAUUCUUGAUUAGUCCAUGUGUAGAUAUUGUUACUGUUGGAAUUUGCAAGUCUUAUGAUUUCAGCAUUUUAAUACUCUUUUAUCUUAUAGUAAAAAUAGCAAUCUUUCAUUGCUUUGUACCUGCCAAAAUGCUUACUAUGAUGAUGUGAAAUAACAUCAAAUUCUCUUCAACAGAUGUUUU